UAUAUAAAGGUGAUCAAUCUCGCAGUCUAAAAUUCAGUUCACUUCAAACGCGACUCGAAGCCGGUUUUUGCGAAAGUCGAAUCUUUUUUAUUCUAGUUGUGAUUUCGUGGAAAUUUCGAUUGUUACUCAAAAUGCGUUUCGCUCUGUUUGCUUUUCUAGCACUGUGCUUGCUGGCGUUCGUUCUGGCUACUCCGGCGAAGGACACCAAGAAGCCGGCCACCAACAGUUGCCAGCGCAACUGCGGUGAAGUGUACGAGCCCGUUUGCGCCAAGGCCAAAAACAGCAGCAAGGAGCGCCUCCUCACCUUUGGCAGCCCGUGCGUCAUGGCCAACUACAACUGCCAGCAUGCCGACGAUCCAUUCGAGCAGAAGUCCAAGGGAGAGUGCGGCGGCGGAGUGAGCGUUCGUCUGUCCUAGGAACCGGAAGUCCAAUUUCAACACUUUUGACGAUUGAACAUCUUUCACUGAUGGUGCAAUAAAAUAUUCAUGUAUUUUUUAUUCCAA
This is a messenger RNA of Drosophila simulans, 503 nucleotides long. RefSeq names its product vasotab. NCBI's taxonomy places the organism in Eukaryota, Metazoa, Arthropoda, Insecta, Diptera, Drosophilidae. Gene Ontology annotation, molecular function: protein binding. The transcript is spliced from 3 exons. The record is from RefSeq and is a predicted model, not a curated record. The coding region runs from base 132 to 416 and encodes 94 amino acids.